Messenger RNA from Chelonia mydas (Green sea turtle), 2626 nucleotides. RefSeq names its product trans-golgi network vesicle protein 23 homolog C. The record is from RefSeq and is a predicted model, not a curated record. Gene Ontology annotation, biological process: protein secretion; vesicle-mediated transport. The transcript has 7 exons. The coding region runs from base 30 to 740 and encodes 236 amino acids. NCBI's taxonomy places the organism in Eukaryota, Metazoa, Chordata, Testudines, Cheloniidae. Gene Ontology annotation, cellular component: Golgi membrane.
UUCAUGCGCCCACCACCUGGCGCGGCGUGAUGACGACACGCGACGGGUGGAGCUCACGUGAGGGAUUGGCCCAGGGCGGUGACGUGGCGGGAGGCGGAAGUGAGGCGGCUCUAACGAUGCUACGGCAGGACAGUAAUGAUGACACUGAAGAUGUGUCACUGUUUGACGCGGAUGAAGAAGUAUCCACGAGAUCAAAAAAGUCAAAGAUAAGGCACCCAGUGGCAUCAUUUUUCCACUUGUUCUUUCGAGUCAGUGCAAUAAUUGUCUAUCUUCUCUGUGAACUGAUCAGCAGCAGCUUUAUUGCCUGCAUGGUGUCAAUUAUCCUGCUCCUGUCGUGUGACUUUUGGACAGUAAAGAAUGUUACGGGCCGGCUGAUGGUCGGCCUUCGCUGGUGGAACCAGGUGGAUGAUGAUGGCAAGAGUCACUGGGUGUUUGAAGCCAGGAAGGCAUCGGCUCAAGGGAAAAAAGUUUCAUCUGAAGCAGAGUCCCGAGUCUUCUGGUUAGGACUAAUUACCUGUCCUGUCAUCUGGGUGAUAUUUGCUUUCAGUGCCCUGUUCUCAUUCAAAGUGAAAUGGCUGGCAGUGGUUACAAUGGGAGUGGUUCUGCAGGGGGCCAACCUGUAUGGUUAUAUCAAGUGUAAAGUGGGCAGAAGAACAAAUUUAACCAGCAUGGCUACCUCCUAUCUUGGAAGACAGUUCUUGCGGCAGACUGUGGUUAAAGAUGACCAAGCCGCAUCCUGAAGACUGAUGCAAAAUUGGAGUGGAUUUGUACUGGUGAACAAUAGUAAAUGUUUUGUGACCAUGAGUUUAGGAGCUGCAUAAACUAUGUGUGGAUUUUUUUUAAAUUAAAUCUUGUAAGACUUCAGGUCAGCUCUCCCAGCAAAUUACUCACAGUUUUUCUGCAACAGUUUGCAUUUCAGAGCUCUUCUAAUAGUUUGUUUGGUUAAGGCACUUGAGUUAAUUCACCUAAUCUUUUAAUUAAAGAAAAUCAUAGAUCUGGAGCCUAAAUGGGAACUAAACAGACUGGGGUAAAGUAAGUGAGAAAACUUCUGGCAUCCUUCCUCAUAAUUUGUCAGUGUGAAAAAUGUAAACGAAGCAGGCUUUAUAUCAUCCAAGGACUCCCCCAUCCCUCCAGCAAUUGCAUCAAAUAGCAAUUCACCCUGCAGAAUUACUAGCUGCCGAAGUAAUUCUGCUGUUGGAAGUAAUGCUGUCUAAAUCCCACUCUUAUUCUGUACAUUGACUGCAGCUAGAAGAUGACCUGUUAGCAGAUGUUGGUCUUGAAUCUGUUCCCAUUGAAUUCAGUGGGACUUCUGUCAUUGGCUUGGGUGGGAUCUUAAAGUGACAUCUAAGCAGCUCAGUUACUUUGAUAUUCUGGACAGCCUGAUCAACACCUGACUGAGAGGUUGUGCUGCAGCUUUGAUUCCACCUUGCUCGAUGUAUAGAAGUUUUGCUUCCCAAAGAAGGCAGGAGCUAGGAUGGUGUGGAACUAAAUCCUUAGUGUGGGGCAGAAUCCCCCCUGACCCUGUGGUGUGUGUCUGAACAGAGAGCAUGAGAGCAGGCAGUGGGUGUCGGGGAAGCAGUGCUAAAUACUAGUAGCGAAGUGAAGCUGUGAGUGGUUGUUGCCUGGCCAUUACUAAUAAAACAAAAUGCUUCAUGCUGCCUUAACAGACCACGAUACAUCUACACUGUGCCCAAGGGGGAUCUGAGGCUCCCUGGGAUAGAUGGGGAUGGUGAUACCUGAUAAGUGCAUCAGUAAGUUUGCCACUGCUGGAAAUGGUGUAUUGCAGAUCUGCAUUGACUGCCAGUCUGUCUGCAAAGGAUGGCACUGCUGUUGUUAUUGGAAAUAACUGACUGCUGAUUCUCCCCCCAGUACAAUAUAUAUAUAUACACACACACACAUAUACACACACAUAUAUACACACACACAGAGAGAGAGAGAGAGAGAUAAAUGCUCAGGCUCACUUGCUAGUAAAGUGCAGUUGAACAUUAGUAGUAGUUGAAAACAGCCCUCGCUAAAAAUUCAGUGUUUGAUUCCAAACUUUUAACUGGCCGCUCUCCUCUCACUCACUGUUUUGCUGGCAGGGCGGAUUCAUGCAAUCUGAAUAACUCAUAUUCCGGAGCGGUGUAAGAAACCUAAUGAUUGAAUGCCAAGUUGGCAGAAAGGUUAACGUUACACUAAUCCAUGCUGUAAUUGCUCCUCAAGUUGUGCCCACCAACAAAUUAAUUGGGAUUGGUAAGAAAUCUGUAUCUGCUGUGUGCUCAUGGACUUUUGGGUUAUGUAGCACAGUUAGAUGGAGGAAGGUGAUGUAGUUUGCUUGAAAAGCAGUGUCGAGAGGGGACCAAUUCUCCCUUGUCCUGUAACUCAGUUGAAGGGGGAUUGGUCUUUUACAUCAGAGGGGAGAAUACAACCCUGGAUGGGUAUUUUUUAAUUUAAAAGCAUAGUCUCUUUUUGGAUCUAAAUCGUGGGAUUGCAUUAACAGUGUUUCUUGCUAUACUAAAGCAAUAUAUUGAAAUAGUAAAAUCUCUUCAAACUCCGGCACUGUACAUUUGUUAAACUCUUUGGACGAAUAUCUUUUUGUAAAUACAUAUUUAUAAAGUCUUGAAAUUAAAUAAUGCUUUGUCUACCA